CAAGGUUCUGGCUAGAGGACUGCCUCCAAUACUGGAGGCAGAGUGGUUUCACACAAGAGGGUCACACAGGUUUGCAAGCAAUAGGGGUAAGCAAGGUGAACAGAGUCUCAAGAAAGAAGGAUGAGAGAGAAAGAGUCCGAUGUUCAGAGUCCUUGUGGUGCUGGGGUACACAGUGUUGGGCCUCAGGCCUGGCUGGUGAGACCAUCAGGAGGCAAAGGCUUCAAAGUGCUCCUUCUGGGAGGAGUGCAGAUGCAACUGUCAGCUUCUCAGUUGAGGUCUGAGCCACCAGCCGUCAGAGAGCUCCGAUUUUAUGCUCAGGACUGGGUGCGGUACACCAAUCUGCAGUCGAUAAAGCCAUCCAGCUGGUCACACUCCACCCUGCUUUUAGUUAUCUGGUUAGGGCGUUCGCUGGGUACACCUUUCACGUGAUGCUCUGGCAUGACUGUCACUUUGUAACUGACGUAACUAUCAGAGUCAUAAUUAAUGCUCUAUACACAGGUUAAGUAAUUUUCCCAAGGUUGUAUGUCUAGUGAAUGGCAGAGCCAAGAACUGAACCUCAAGGGCAAAGGAAUAUCCUGCCCUCCCUACGGCAAGAACCAAACAUCUCUGCUUUUUCUCAUUCUUAAUUACUCGUACAGGAUUCUCUUGUUACUUCCUCCUAUGAAAACCCUCUUGUAAAAAAGCCUAUUUUCUUUUCUUUGAGAGGGUUCCUCUGCUGAAUGGACGUUCUCUCUACUGAAUUUGGAUCUAUUGAAUCGAUAAUUUUGCAGGCGUGCGGUGGUGCUCUUCCAUCCCUUUUUAACAAGCCCUCCGAGCGAUUCCGAUGCAAGUUAAAGGCAGAGAAUCACUCACUCACUGCUCGAGAAGUUUUCUCCAUUGGAUUAGUGAAGGUGUUUUGCAAACAGCGGCAUGAUCCACUGGGGGGCGAGGCUGGCUGCCUCGACUACUUAUCUGGAGCGCACUAGGACCGCGGCAGCGCAGGCCUCGGAAGCGGCCGCUGGGGCGGGGCCCAGCUGUUCCGGGAGCCCCGGGUCUUGCAGCUGGACCCGCCCCUGAAGGCGGACCGGAGUUGACUUAAACUCUGAGGCCCGGGAGGCCGGCUGGUCCUCCUCUCUUACCCCCGCCUGGGUUCGCGCCUGUGGGACCAAAGAAGUAAAUAUUGGAGGGACAGUGACGUGUUUGGAGGGAAAGGGAACAUAUACAAUAAUGAAAGAGUAACUUCUUAUUUAAAGGAAAAUCCAAGGGUUUUAGGAUCUCUGUGCCAGAAACGGGGAUGAAGACCAAAUAUGAUUCCUGAUAUUCAAAAGAACUGACUUUUAACACACUGCUACUACAUCAAAUCAACCAUGAAUUGGAAUGCAAAACCAGAGAGUGUUGCCUUACCCCCAAUAUAUCCUAAAAACCCGUCAUCUUUUUUGGAGCCGACUUUAAUAAACACACCAUCUCAAAGUUCUUUACAUUAUCCUGGAACUAACCAAGAAGCAUGCAUGUUUCUCAGUAAUUCAAAUCCAGUCUCACAGCCACUCCUCAACUUCAGAAAUUAUAAAACUCCUCAACAAAUCUCUGUAUCUGAUAUGCAUAGUGGGACAUUUGUGGCCUCACAAACUUCAGUAGAAAGAACAACAUAUUCAAAUGUAAAAGGACGCAAACAACUGAAUCACAAUUUGCAAAUGUCUCCAGGAGUUGCACAAAACGUAUGGUUGAAGUCGCCAGUGAGGAAUUCUAUGCCUUGUCAUACAGGGGCAACUAUGCCUCAACAAACUGGUUUUGGAACUAAUAUACCCAAGGUACUUGUACCACAGAAUCAAUUUGUAACACCAGAUACCUAUUCUGUGCAAGUACAUAUGAUCCCUUCUAAUCCUGCAAGAGUUCCUGUAACUUAUCAAGGAAACCGGGGACUUAAUUCAUCUUUAUCAGAGCGACAGGGUGACUGGGCACAACAGUAUGCAUCCAGUGGACUGACUCAUCAAGAUUACAGACUACCAAAGCAAUACAUUUAUUCACCACAAAACCUUUUGCAAGAUCCUACUCUUCAGAAACAAAAUCCUGUGCCACCGAUAUCAUUACAAGUUAAAAAUAGUCAUCCUCCAAAUUCUGCACUGACUUUGCAGCCAAAGCAGACUGCCACUGUACAGUCCUUUCAAUAUGCAGUUACUCAAACUGACAAAAGACCUCCUCCUCCUUAUGACUGUAGAUAUGCAAGCCAGCCUUUGCAAAGUACUCAGCAUGAAGUUCCUCAGAGUCAAGAAACACAUGUACCUGAAAUGAGGAAAGACUUUUGCAGAGGCUUUCAACAGCAGUGGCAAAACCUUAAUGAAAAUGUCAGCACAGUUGGAAAUUUCAGUAACUUGAAAGUAAAUACUAAUAUCAGUCAGCCUUUUAAUGAACCCAUUAGAUCUUCUAUGGAUGGUGUUGAGAUACUUGCUCAAACUAACCAAGAGGAAAGAGUGGAUUCUUGCAAUCUAACUUCAAAUCAAGCACUGGACACAAGUGCCACAAAAGAAAAGUUAGUGAGGGAUAUUAAAACAUUAGUAGAAAUGAAGAAGAAAUUUUCUGAACUGGCAAGGAAAGUUAAAAUUAAUAAAGAUCUUUUGACAGCAGCAGGUUGUAUUAAAACAACUAAAACCUCUUAUAGUGAAUCAGCUCAAAAUUCUGAACUGUCUCUGAAACAAACUGCCAAAAUCCAGUCUGGACCACAAGUAACCGUAGUUACUAAGGAGCCUGCAGAGGAUAAACCACCAACAGUAAUGGACACUGCAGAAGAAACAAAUACAACACACAGUACAUUGAAUUCCAACAUUCAGGAUACCAAGUGCAGAAAUUUUAACCAGGUCAGUUCCAUUUUUUUAAAUCCUGUGUGUUCGGAAAAGUUGCCAAUGCCAGACAAAUUACAUGAUUUGAAAGUUACGACUUCUUUGCAGACAGCAACUGAUGGGAGAACCCAUGCAAUGUUAAAUAACACCCAGUUUUCAUCAGGAAAUUUUGUCAACAUUGAAGAAAAUGUGCCAACACAGCCUGAAAAAACUUCAGUUCCUCACUCUAAAGCCUUUGAGGAAUGUGCUUCAAAAUAUCUAAAUAAAAACAGGCUACUUCUUAGUCUCCUUGCACAUGGAGAUAAAAUUGAGGAGAAAUUAUUAAAAGAUGUUCAUGAAACUAUUCAGGAUUCUAAGCCACUUUGUUUUGAAAUGAAUCCCAAUACCCAAAUCACUGGUAACCAACUGUACUUGGAAACUCCAAGUACUUGUAAUAUAAAUGCCAAAAUUUCGGACAGUUCUUUUUGUCUUGAGCGUGAGUCCUUAACACAUGGAAUAUCUCCAAAAAGUGACAGUCACUGUUCCUUGGAAUUGCUAGCAACAUGUCUUUCUCUGUGGAAAAAGCAACCUUCAGAACCUACAGAAAAAAAACAGUGUAAUGAGUCGAGAACCAACAGAACAGCAGUUGAUGUUUCAAAGCCUGUGGAUAUUUCUGAUAAGAGUCCAUUUUCAUUUGUAGGAAAUUCUCAGAAUAAGAUAGUAAACAGCUCACAAACAACUUUGUCAACGGCAGUGCAGAAUUAUGAGUCACCAGGUGCCACUGUUACAAAGGGAGCAGAACUUCAGGUUGCUGUAGUAUCACCCUUAAUUCUUUCAGAUGUGAAAACGUUGCCAGUCAAAGGAAUAACAUCUGAAGCUUUAUCUGAAACAAUGUAUCCAGUUAUUAAGGAAGGCAGUGUUUGUAGCUUACAGAAUCAAUUGGCAGAAAAUACAAGAAUUACUACUUCUUUGAAAGUUAAUGUUAAUGAAGCAGUAGCAAGUAUGACAAGUACCAAGAUUUUUCCACUUAUACAGAAGGACAAGCAAAAUGAGUCCACUAAUGGUAAUUCAGAAGACAUACCUAAUACCAAUCAAGGAGAGCACAUCAAAUCAGAACCAGAUAUUCACUAUCCUGUGAGUGAUCAGCAAAUGAGUAGUGAUAUGUUACAGAUUGACAAUAUUUGUUCUCUUGUGGAAGGUGAUCUAUCUUAUAAUUCCCAAAUAGCAAAGAUAUUCAACUCACCCCCUGUGAAAAAGGUUGAGCCACAGAAAUCUCUACCCAAUCACCAAGUGAUUAGUAGUAAACAACAAAAAGAACAAGUAGAUAGUAUCACUGUAAAGAAAGACUUUGGUUUUCAAAAAGAUAAUUUUGUUCAGUGCACAGACAUUUCACUUAAAAUACCUGAUCAGUCACAGUCACUGCAACCUCCAGAAUCCAAUAGUGAAAUUCUGGAGGAAAACGAUUUGGAGCAUAUCACUAAGAAAGAAAACACCGCGAGAAGUAUGUGUUCAUCAGCUGCUAUUCACCAAGAUAGUAACUCUCAGGAAAUUGAUGUGUUCUGCAGUUACACUGCCGAGGAUCCUGCAAGAAAUGAGAUUCUCGGUAAGACAUCCAUCUUAUACUUACAUGAUCAGCUGUCGGAACUUUUAAAAGAGUUUCCCUAUGGUAUUGAACCUGUGAACACACAUGAAGGUUCUGUAGCACAACAAUUAACAGAUCAAAUCUCAAAAGAUCAGACUUGUGAUAAAACCAGCUGUGACUCCAAAGACUCACCAGACCAAAUACAAAUUACAAUAUUAAACUCGGAGCAAAUGAAAGAAUUAUUUCCUGAACAGGACGAUCAAUCCUGUGAGGUAGACAAAUUGACAGAACCUCAGAAAGCAAAGCCUAUCACAAAAGAAGGAAGCCAGUGUGACCUACAAGUGCAUACAGAUGGAGAAGGUUGUAAUUCUGUAGUGGAUUCGGAGAAAGAUGAUGUCGGUUGCUGUGCCUUGGGGUGGCUUUCUAUGGUUUAUGAAGGAGUACCCCAAUGCCAGUGUAAUUCCAUCAAGAACUCUACUUCAAAGGAAGAAAAAGGGAAAGAUCAGUGUUCUCCUUUGGAGACCAACAGUUGUAAGCAAGGAGAAUGUACCUCUGAUAGAGAUGUUCUGACUGGAUUUAGUCCUCCAAAUAACAAUCCAAAGAUUGCUCUGACUUUCCCGGAUGGGAGAAACGAUUUUCCUGAAAUAGAACAAAGCAAGACUGCAAAAGAUACAUACAAAAGAAAACAUAACAGCCCACUAAGGAUGCAGCAAGAAUUAUCUGGUCAACCUUUAUCUAAAGGUGAUAAAAACCUAGAUUCCUCGCAGAGUCGCAAAAGAAAAAGAAAACUGAAAUUUCAUGAGAUAAUUUUCCACUCUAGUAAUAAAACAAAAUUUUCUCAAGAGAAUCUGCAGAGGAAGCCCAUAGCACAAAACUCAUAUCCACUAAAAGCAAAGACGGGUUUUUUGACAAACAAAAGUAAAGAUCUGCAUAUGAAGAAUGGUUCCUUGGUACAAUCAAUGCCAGAAAAGAGAAAAUUGAAAGUAGGUGACACUGAACAAAAAGUUGCAGAAAAAAGGAAGUCAGACAAAGGGAGUAUACUUGAUUCAGAGAUAAAGAGGAUGAAAUAUGAUAAACAAGAGCAGAAUAAAAAUGGAGGUGGUACAUUUAAAAUAUGUAAUUUUUUGUCAACACCAAGUGAAAGAGCCAGAGUUAAAGAAAAGAUAGUAUCAAGUAAGUCCCCAGGCUCUAAGGAUAGUUCAUCUAAAGUUAAUAGAGUUCUGUCACAGAAAGAGUAUUUACAAAGGAAGAAGCAUAAAGAAGCAAUGAGUGGCAAAGCGUCAAAGAAAAACAUACCACGUGAUUCUCAAUACAUGAGGUCCAGUAAACUUUCUUUGCAAGUAGGGAGUUGUGGGAAAUCAAACGAGAGACACAGUAGCAGUGUACAGACUUCUAAAGAAACAAAUAUUUGUAUAAGCCAUGGUAAAAACCUGAAAAUCCACCAUUCUGAGGAGUCUAAAACACACAUUUCGAGAAAUGUUAAAGGAACAGUUGGUGGAAAGCAACCUGACAAAAUGUGGCUUGAUAAAACCAAUUUAGCGGAAAAUGUAAACAAUAUAAAUAAUGAAAUUGAAUUCACCCAGAUGUCUCCCCAAGCAAAGGAGCAAAGAAAACAGUAUCUGAACAGAGUUGCAUUUAAAUGCACUGAAAAGGCGGGCAUUCGUCUUACAUGUUUUGAGAACUUACCCAAGAAGUUCAAUACAGAGAAGAGACUGGAAGGUGAAACUAAGAGCCUUUUACUUUUACCUAUGAAAGAUUCCACAGAAAAACAAAGCAUGCUUCAGUUUAAAUUAUGUCCAGAUGGGCUGAUUAAUAAAAGUACAAACUCUGCUGAAGACCAGAAGGAUCUGCAGCCUUGUCCUAGAAAGGAGCAAGCCCCCUUGCAAGGAAUAAAAAGUACAAAAGAAGACUGGUUAAAAGGUACAUCUGAGGAGAAAAGGAUUCCAGAAGCCAACCAAGAAAUCGAUGAUAAUGUUUCGACUAAUUCAAGAAUUGCCAAGAGAAGCUCCAGUGCAGAUGGAUGUGAGACACUACAAAACCCAGUGAAGGAUUCAAAAGCAAUGUUUCAAACCUAUAAAAAGAUGUACAUGGAGAAGAGAAGCAGAAGCCUUGGUAGCAGUCCUUUAAAAUAAUUGUGAGACUUGAGUUCUUCUGAUGGUUCUGUAAUUGCCACGAGAAAACUUCUGUCAUUUUCUGUUCAGAAUAUUUUGUUGGAAAUACUCAGAAUUGCUAUGAUAAAAUGUCUUAGAGAGUUUGGUUACCACUUAGGUUAUGUAUGUCAAUGACAUGAAAUUAGUUAAAAUAGCCUGAGAAUCUUAUUUGUGGGUAACUGAUGUAGAUGGUAUUUGUCAAAGAAACCAUAAGGUAUUGAAUUUCAAAAUUAUUGAGCCAAGUUUACCAUGUUUUAAAACAAAUUCUUAAAUGUUAUUUUGAAAUGCUACCCAUUCUGAGGGAGGAUAUUCCUCAGUUAAGGACUUGUUUAUUUUAGCUGGGACUGCAAAUGUAUUUUUGUUUUUAAAACUUACUAGCAAAACUUAGUUUUCUUUCAAAAGUGCUUACUGUGAAUGUCAAAAUAUAUUCCUAAGUAUUUUAUACCUAAUUGUAAACUUUUUGUCAAAAGUCUUGUUUUAUACUUGUUAAACUGAACAGAAUUU
Messenger RNA from Rhinolophus ferrumequinum (greater horseshoe bat), 7028 nucleotides. It is a transcript of the gene RESF1, whose product is annotated as retroelement silencing factor 1. The transcript is spliced from 6 exons. Lineage: Eukaryota; Metazoa; Chordata; Mammalia; Chiroptera; Rhinolophidae. Gene Ontology annotation, molecular function: histone methyltransferase binding. The coding region runs from base 1347 to 6506 and encodes 1719 amino acids. The record is from RefSeq and is a predicted model, not a curated record. Gene Ontology annotation, cellular component: nucleus.